UUUACAUGUUUUAUGGAAAUAGAAUAGAUUGACAAUGUGUUUAACAGAAAUAUUUCGAAAUACUAUUUUCGUGGAAAUUUGUCCAUUCCUGAGGGUUUCACGUCGAAGAAAAAACUGCAAUGUGAAACGUAUUUCGGACGAAAAUCAGUUCGUUAUACCAUGUGAUUUGCAGGAAUAUAUAACAGUGAAAAAGGCCAGACUGAUAGGACCAUCAGAGCGUUUCAACACAUAUGUAACUUUAAAAUUACAAAAUGUCAAGUCAACCACAAUUCAAGUAAAGGGCAAUAACCCAUGUUGGGAGCAGGAUUUCAUGUUUGAAACCAUGAGGUUGGACUCUGGGUUGGUGAUAGAAGUUUGGAACAAAGGAAUGCUAUGGGAUAAACUGUUAGGGUUACACUGGUUGCCACUUGGGAAAGUCAGACACUCAAAUACGGAAGGUGAUGGGCAGUGGUUGUCUUUAGACAGUGAAAUUAUUAUGCACAAUGGAGAGGUUCGAGGAACAAGAUACCCAACAGGCCACAGUAUACUUAUAGAUGCAAGAUUUGAAUUACCUAAUGAUUUUGUUGCAGAUCUACCAGAAUCAGAGGCAGCAGAAUUACAAAAUAAACUGGAAUAUUUCAACUCAAUUUUAGCUCAAGAGAUGAUUGAAUUACAACGACAAAGACAUCAACAUUCAUCAUCCAUACAAUCUGGCCAAUCAGAAGAUAGUGAUUAUACAAGUGAAAUGAGUUACCCCCAACAGCUGAAUGCACACAACAUACCCGCACGACAGAUCAGGAAUGCCCCAAUGCCAUCUGAUAUGUCUCACCUUCAUGGGCAAGAAUAUUAUACUGAAUAUGAUCCUUAUCAAGACUCUUUUGAAAGGGGUGAAUCGUUUGACCGUGUCGAAUCGUUUGAUCAUAACGGAUCAUUUGAACGUGGUGAAUCAUUUGACAGGUAUGGUUCACCAGAUAGGGAUGAAUAUGAACGUGAAAAUACAUUUGAACAAGACUCUUUUGAUCAGGAAUUAUCUGUGGAGCAAGAAGAGUCGGAUUCUGUACGGAAUUAUCGCCAAGACAGUCAGGAUUUUGAUCAUUAUAAGCCUGACGAAUAUAAACACGAAGAAUAUAAACAUGAGGAUUAUAAACGGGAUGAUUUUAAAAAUGACGAUUAUAAACCUGACGAUUUUAAACAAAGAACUGACUACUAUCAGGAAGGCCCUUUUCAACAUAUACGUAGUGAUACGGACUCAGAACCAUUAUCAUACAACAGUCGUCCACCGGGAAAGAUGAAACAACAUCAUUCAUACAUCAGUGAAGGGAGCCCAAUGCACAGCCGUGAUUCCUUAACUAACACUACUAACAUCAGUCGUCAUAGUACACAGGACUAUAGCCCUGUUAACAGUACAAGAUCAUCAACCAACAUCAGCCGAGGGAGUACACAAGAAGUUAGUGAUGGACAGGACUUAUAUGAAACACAAAUGAAUCCUGACUAUUCCUCACCAGCAAGGUCUAAGUGGAUAGAUGCAGUGAACCGUGUCAGAGAAAAACUUCAAGAGACGAGUUCCAUGGAGGGUGACAUUAUUAGUGAUGAAGGAAGAGAAAGGCCUUGGCCACAUGUAAAUGGAGGACCGAAUAACAACGAAUUUUACAAGAACAUAGACAGUAUGCCUGAAAUCAAACCGAGAAGUAAGAAAUCUGGUGUCCUAGUUAGUGACCUUAUAACACCAGGAACUCUACGCUUUUUAGAUCGUUCUAGGACAAUGGCUGCUUCGAAGAGAAAUGCUGGUGUUCCCUCUGCGAUGGUAGCUAGACAGUCACUCAAAGAUGAUGAGUUGAAAAUGCAUGUUUACAAGAAGACAUUACAAGCCUUAAUCUACCCGAUCUCUAGUACAACACCUCAUCAUUUUGUAGUGUGGACAGCAACCUCUCCGACAUACUGUUUCGAAUGUGAGGGGUUACUGUGGGGAAUGGUGCGACAGGGGGUCAGGUGUACAGAAUGUGGGGUCAAAUGUCACGAGAAAUGUAAAGAUUUAUUAAACGCUGAUUGUCUACAGAAAAAACAAAUAGACAUAGACAAAUUUUUGGCAGUUAUAGGAGCUGCUGAGAAAAGUUCUAAACAUGGUGCUGAAGAUAAAACACAAAACAUAAUAAGUGCAAUGAAAGAUCGUAUGAAAAUACGGGAGAGAGUUAAACCAGAAAUAUUUGAAUUAAUAAGGCAAGUUUUUGGAGUUGACAAAAAAUCCCAUACAGGUCACAUGAAGGCAGUCAAACAAAGUGUACUUGAUGGAACUUCAAAAUGGUCUGCCAAAAUUGCCAUCACGGUAAAAUGUGCCCAAGGUUUGAUUGGUAAAGAUAAAACAGGUACAAGUGAUCCCUAUGUCACAGUUCAAGUUGGCAAAGUGAAGAAACGUACAAAAACAGUACCACAGGACCUGAAUCCAAUCUGGAAUGAAAAAUUUUAUUUUGAGUGCCAUAAUUCCUCAGACAGAAUAAAAGUUAGAGUGUGGGAUGAGGAUGAUGACAUCAAAUCAAAGCUGAGACAAAAAUUUACGAGAGAAUCAGAUGAUUUUUUGGGUCAAACAAUUAUUGACGUGACUACUUUGAGUGGGGAAAUGGAUGUAUGGUAUAAUUUAGAAAAGAGAACUGACAAAUCAGCUGUUUCUGGUGCUAUACGUUUACACAUUAGUGUAGAAAUUAAAGGAGAGGAGAAAGUUGCUCCCUACCAUGUACAGUAUACAUGUCUACACGAGAAUCUAUUCCAUUAUCUUUGUGAGCAGUCAGGAGGUGUGGUCAAACUUCCAGAUGCCAAGGGGGAUGAAGCUUGGAAGGUUUACUUUGAUGAGCCAGCACAAGAAAUUGUAGAUGAAUUUGCUAUGAGAUAUGGAAUAGAAUCUAUAUACCAAGCAAUGACGCAUUUUUCCUGUCUUUCCACAAAGUACAUGUGUCCUGGCGUGCCUGCUGUUAUGAGUACAUUACUUGCCAAUAUCAACGCCUUCUAUGCACACACUACAGCCUCUACUGCUGUGUCAGCAAGUGAUAGAUUUGCUGCUUCAAACUUUGGGAAAGAAAAGUUUGUGAAGUUGUUGGACCAGUUGCACAAUUCUCUCAGGAUAGAUUUAUCUAUGUACAGGAACAAUUUCCCAGCAUCUGACCAGGCUAGGCUACAAGAUUUAAAAUCUACUGUAGAUUUGCUCACUAGUAUAACUUUCUUUAGAAUGAAGGUUAAUACUGCUGUUCAAGAAUUACCAAGUCCUCCACGGGCCAGUACUGUAGUAAAAGACUGUGUUAUAGCAUGUAUAAAGUCUACAUACCAGUUCUUAUUUGACAAUUGCUACGAACUGUAUCAGCGAGAAUUUCAAGAGGGUAAUGCCUCAGAAAGUGUUAAUAUAGACCAAGAAGGUCCCAGUGCUCAUAGUUUAGAAUUCUGGCGGAAAUUAAUUGCUUUAAUUGUGUCUGUGAUAGAGGAAGAUAGAAAAUGUUAUACACCUGUAUUAAAUCAAUUUCCCUCAGAAUUAAAUGUUGGACAAGUCAGUGCCUCUAACAUGUGGACUUUAUUUGCACAAGAUGCUUGCUAUGCAUUACAAGUUCAUGAAAAAGAGAGAACAUGUAAAAGUUCAGAAUACAUGAAUCUCCACUUCCAAGUUAAACAGUUGUAUAAUAAAUAUGUUAAUGAUGUGCCUCAGUUUAAAGGAGAUAUCCCAGAAUAUCCUAAGUGGUUUGUUCCAUUUGUGCUACAGUGGUUAAAUGAAAAUGAUGAUGUCUCCAUGGAAUAUUUACAUGGUGCUUAUGAUAGAGACAAGAAAGAUGACUUCCAGAAGAGUGCUGAGCAUGCAUUAUUUUCCUCAUCGGUCGUAGAUGUAUUUACACAGUUGAAUCAAUGCUCUGAUGUCAUCAAAAAAUUAGAAUGUCCUGAUCCAGACAUUGUUAAAAUUUACAUGCAGAGAUUUGCUAAUACUGUAAAUAAAGUACUCCUAGCCUAUGCAGACAUUGUUAGUAGAGAUUUUGACAAGUAUACACACAGACAGAAAGAAGCCUGUACUUUAAUGAACAAUAUCCAACAGUUGAGGGUACAGUUAGAAAAAGUGUUUGAAUCUAUGGGAGGAGAAAAGUUGGAUGAAUCAGCAGCACAGAUUUUAAAUGAACUUCAGCAGAAACUAAAUACUGUGUUGGAUAAUUUAGCAACAACUUUUGCCAAAAGUUUGGAAUCACAAAUUCAGCAGAGCAUGCAGGAACUUGGUGCUUUAUUGGCCAAAGUAAAGGGGGCAGGGCAGGUCUCCCUGGCUCAACCCAGUCAGCGAAAUAACAUUCAGCAAGAAAGUUACACGGUGCUACGACCCUUAAUGGAUGUGUUAGACAGCAGCUUACAACUGUUUGCCAGAGUGUGUGAAAAGACUGUGCUGAAAAGAUUACUCAAGGAGUUAUGGAGAAUAGUAGUUUAUACGAUGGAGAAAAUAGUUGUGCUUCCUCCCCUCUCUGAUCCAAGACAGCUUAUACCCUUGCCUGGGACAGCACAGGCUAAGAUUGAAGAUGUCUCUCGCCUUUUCCUAAACCAUGUCAGCCAAAUGCCCAUGAAUGUGCCUAUGAUCCAGGAUAUGUCAAAAGAGGCAGAGAAGAAUUUAAGUCCUAAACAGUGUGCUGUGUUGGACAUGGCCUUGGAUACAAUCAAGCAAUUCUUCCAUGCUGGUGGGCAGGGUCUUAAGAAGACGUUCCUUGACAAGUCCCCUGAAUUACAGUCCCUCAGAUAUGCUCUGUCAUUAUAUACUCAAACUACAGAUACUUUGAUAAAAACAUUUGUCAGUACACAAACUUCACAGGACGAACUUGGCAAUAAGGAUCCUGUCGGUGAAGUGUCAAUCCAAGUAGAUCUCAUAACCCAUCCAGGAACAGGGGAACAUAAAGUUACAGUUAAAGUUGUGGCAGCCAAUGACCUUAAAUGGCAGACAUCAUCAAUGUUCCGACCUUUUGUGGAGGUCAUCAUUAUAGGUCCUCAUUUGAGUGACAAACGUAGAAAACAUUCCACAAAAUCAAAAAGUAACAACUGGUCGCCAAAGUUUAAUGAAACAUUUCAAUUCAUCCUUGGAAAUGAGGAUGAGCCAGAUGCAUAUGAACUCCAUAUUUGUGUUAAAGACUAUUGUUUUGCCAGAGAAGAUCGACUGAUUGGUGUAGCAGUCAUGCAGUUAAAAAACAUUAUCGAACAAGGAAGCUGUGCUUGUUGGUGCUCCUUAUGUCCCAGAAUUCAUUUAGACGAGACAGGAUGGACUAUUUUGCGUAUUUUAUCUCAGAGAACGAACGAUGAAGUUGCCAAAGAAUUUGUGAAAUUAAAGUCAGAAGUAAGGCAUGCAGAGGAGGUAAAAUGAUGAUCCUUACAUCAUGUCUAUAUAUAGAUUCUAUUCUGGUUCGGGACUCAUGCUGGUAAUAGUUUGAACACUACUUAGAAGGUAUACUGGUUCUGUUGAGGUUGUUUUCUAAAAGUGCUUGCUGGAGGUUAAAAUAUCAGUACAGGAGUAAUGGAAGACAGGUGGUUUUGGGAGAGGGUACCAGAAAGUGAAUCCAGUUGUGUAAUUCUAGUUGUGUUAAGCAUUUGUGAAGAUCAUGGUUCAUGGUAAAUUCUGCUUCCAGUUUUCAUUACUAACAAUCAAACUUUUAUUCAUUGUAACAUAUAAAAAAACAUAUUAAAAAAAAAAAGAAUUAAUAUAAUAUUACUUCUUGUUUUCACUCAAGAUUUUCAACAUGCGUCUUUGCAAAUGCUUUCACACAAUUUUGUAAAAUGCUCAAAACUUUCAAAGUUGUGUAAUAUAUAUAUAUAUAUAUGUAUAGAAUUUUUUUAUACAUUUCUACUGUUAAGUUUCUAGGUUUUAAACAAGUUGUAGUGCAAUGUCGAAUGUGAUAUUGGUUCGUCAAGCUUUAAUUUUUGUUGGAUUUUUCGUCUUAUUAUUUUGUCAACUAAAAUUUAAGUCAUUUGUGUCUUAAUCAGAUGAACUUAUCCCCUCAAAACUGUUAACUUAAGGACAUUUUAUUUACAUUAACAUAUGAAUAGUGUUAAAUUGCUAUAUAUAUAGUACAAACAUAAGUAAUAUUCUCUGCCAUUUACAGGUCUAUUAUCAAAGUUACAGGAAGAAUUAUGUUAAUUGCUUUUUGUUGUCAGUAAACAUUACACAAACAAGUAAACUAAAUUUCUAUGUGAAAAAAUUAGUUAACUAGGAAAUGAUGUAAAACUGUUACCUAUCCAAACAUGAUGGAUUUUACUCUAGAAAAGCAUUUAAACAGUGAGUUAAGAAAAUUUUGCUUCUAAAUCAGUUUAUUAUUAUAUUUAAGAGUAAAUUAUAUUACUUUUUUGCGAGUUACUGUGUAACCAAAUCAGUUAUUAAAAUUUAUCUACAAGUUAGUAAAUUAUUAAAUUGUUUUUGUUAACAUAAGACAAGCUAGUUUUUGUUUUUUGGUUUUUUUUGUCUUGAUAGAAAUCCUUUCAAAUCCUCAGUUCAUCCUAUUCGACUCUCUGUGAUACUAGUUAUAAUAUCUGUCAGAUAAAUAUUUUAUAAUUGUUUAAACAAGUAAAAUAUUCUAUUAGAGUUAAUAUAUAGUUGGAUAAAAUAAAUUUACCUUAUUAAAGUGAAAUAUUUUGAUAUACUUAUGGUAAUUUUGUUUUCAUUCUGAUUUAUAGUGUUUUCUAUAUUAAAUUGAACUGAAUAUUAAACAAGUGAACACUGUUAUAAUCAAUAAAUUAUAUUGAUCUGUCUGGGACUAUGAACAAAAAUAUCAUUUGAACUAUUUCAAUACUUUCAAACUGUGACAUGAACAAUUAUCUAAGUGAGAGAAAAAAAAUGAUUAUAAAUCAAAAUUUUGUUGAUUUCUUAUUAUGUUGAUUUUUAAAACAACCACAGGUUGAAAAAUAUCUUUAUUAAAGCAUUUAGUUGUAUGAGCGGGUAUGUCUAUAAGUCUUUCUAUAAAAAGGUUGUUAUUAUUAUUUAUUUGUAAAGUUAUGUUGUAUAUAUAUAUACUGAUGUUGAUUCCUGUAAAAUAGAUUCCAUAUAAAAUCAAAUUCCAGAUGUACAUUCCUAUUGAUUUAUUCUUGAGUUUACAGCUAUUAUUUACAUAUAAACUUAUGGGGUUUCAAUUAACAGUACUUAACCUGCAGAGUUUAUAAUACACCUUAUCGCUAUUAGCCUACUCGGCCAGCUGACGCGGCGGCUCGACCUUUUGACGCAUACAACAAUCACUUUUCCAUUGUGGCGUCAGAUAUUUUGUUAUAUACUGCAGCUGUGCUAUUUGAGCAGUCAAAUUGCGUUGACCAUAUAUUCAUAUGUCAUAUACAGUCACUGACCGUAUAUCACCUUGUUUAUGACGUGGACAAUGCGUUUCCGUAGAGUUUUAUUUAUGACGUCAAUAAAACAUACAGGUUCGCGGAAAUUUUACGUCGUCCGCUUCAAAUUUAAAAAUGAUGUUUUUUACCCUAAAUAGAACAGUUUUAAGAGCUGCAGCAUAUAAAGAAUAACCAUACAUUGUCUCGAAAUAUCAAUCGGUUAUUUGUACUCGGCUGGAAACAGGUAAAAAUGCUCGGCACAGCCUCACUUUUACCUGUUUCUAAGCCUCGUACAAAUAACAUUGAUAUUUCGAGACAAUGUAUGGUUAUUCUAUAUUUAUGACGUCAAAAUUUUACGGGAAUCUGUGUGAUAUCCAGUAAUGGCAGACAAAUAGCGAUAAGGUGUAUGAAAACAGUUGGUAGUUGAUCAUAUAAAAUUGAUGAAUAAAAAAAGUUACAUUACCGCUUUAAUCCAUUUCUAAAAUCCAUAAAAAUACUUCUUUUGGUAUUUUUUUCUUUGUAUUUUAUCUCUAGAGUAUGAACCAUGAAUUCUAUGUUUAUUAUUCAGUAUGGAAUGUUAUGUUAAAACUUACAAAUAUUAUUCAAUUUUAUGAAGUUUGUAAGCACACAAAAGAUUAUACAUUCAAUUUGUUGAAAGGUUUCCUUGCAUUGUAAUUGACAAGAUGAUCUCUGAACUGUUGAUGGGUAUCAUGGUUGAAAAUGUAUCCAAAAUCCAUCAAUGUAUACUAGACAUAGAAUUACAUAUAUUAUAUAUAAAUUCAUACCUGCCAACUUUUCAAAAUGCCCAUGGGUGUUUUGCGUUUAAGAUGGCUGUCAUAGUCCUAAAAAAUCUUCAAGGGGGCCUUCAAAUACAUAUUAAUGUUGUUUUUUUGGCUUCUUCAUACUUUUAUAAUCCUCAAUUCAUUGUAAAAGUAAUUGUUUUGUUUGAAAUUGUGGACAAAAUUUCAAUUUGGGAGCCUCCAUGGGGGAAACCCCCCGCAAAUAGUGACAGUUGGCAGGUAUGUAAAUUGCAAGGGUAACCAUGGUAACCAUGUCAUAAACGUGCAAUAUAGUUGUUUUACAAUCAAAAUGUCUUAGUUUAUAUAGAUUCUGUUGACAGAUAAAUAUCAAUGCUUAAAGUGAUAAACAAGAUCAACUCUCCAUUAAACAGUGCAAUGACAAACUUUUAAAAGCUUUCCAAUGUCAAAUGUAGAAUGCUUUGAAUUUAUUUGAAUUUGUCACCAGAAAACAUUAUACAUUUUUGAUGGUACAUUGAAAUAUACCAAAUUAUAUUUGGUUCCCAGUAAUAUUAACAGAAACUUGUAGCAGUUUAUGUCUUUGAUGACAGCUUAUUCACAAUCAAUAAAAUUGACUUAAAGGAAAAUAAAACAGUGCAAAUUUUUAGUUUUUAAAAGAAAAACAGUCCUGUGUAAUACCAUAACUAUUUUUAAAAAACAUAUUUUGAAGACCGAUUAGUGGCCUUCGGUUGCUGUCAGCUCUUUGGUUGGGUUAUUGUCUCUUUGACAUAUUCCAAAUUUCCCUUCUCGGUUUUAUUGUUGUCAAAGACAUGAACUGCACACUUUCUAAAAUAUUCAUUUAUUCAACUCCCCCUUUUUAUUUUACUUGAAAUCCGAUUCAUUCUAGAGAGGUUUAUAUUUGUUAGAAUAAUGAUAUACAUUUAUUUUGUUUAUUUAAUUAAAUUAUUUUUAAACUGCAAUAUAACUAUCAUCAGUGGCCAAAGUUGAUCAUGUAGAUUUAUAUAUUUAUUUAUAGAGUACGAGGUAAUAUGCAUAAUUAAUACAUUAACAGGAUUCUAUCUUCUCAUAUAUCUAUAAAAGGCACGCAGAUAGAUAAACUCAGACUGUCUAGCAAUUAAAUUUAUAUCAUGUAAUCUAUUGUG
Messenger RNA from Mytilus trossulus (common blue mussel), 9181 nucleotides. RefSeq names its product protein unc-13 homolog B-like. Bases 35 to 5338 code for a protein of 1767 amino acids. NCBI's taxonomy places the organism in Eukaryota, Metazoa, Mollusca, Bivalvia, Mytilida, Mytilidae. Gene Ontology annotation, molecular function: calmodulin binding; calcium ion binding; phospholipid binding. Gene Ontology annotation, cellular component: plasma membrane; presynaptic membrane; synaptic vesicle membrane. The transcript is spliced from 42 exons. The record is from RefSeq and is a predicted model, not a curated record. Gene Ontology annotation, biological process: synaptic transmission, glutamatergic; dense core granule priming; presynaptic dense core vesicle exocytosis.